CACACCCGGGCUGCCCCCUCCUGCCAGGCCCUGCUGGACCCGGCGCUGUCUUCUCCUCCCUGUCACCCGCGGUCGCCUCGGGCGGGGAUCCGUGCCCCGAAGCGCAAAGCCUGACGCACCCCCCUCCCGGUCCCCCCAUCUCCCACCGCCCAGCCCCGGCAGCGAUGAGACAGAGCGGCGCCUCCCAGCCCCUGCUGAUCAACAUGUACCUGCCAGAUCCCGUCGGAGAGGGUCUCUUCAAGGAAGGGAAAAGCCCGAGCUGGGGGCCCCUGAGCCCCGCGGUGCAGAAAGGCAGUGGUCAGAUCCAGCUGUGGCAGUUUCUGCUCGAGCUGCUGGCCGACCGCGCAAACGCCGGCUGCAUAGCGUGGGAAGGCGGCCACGGCGAGUUCAAGCUCACGGACCCGGACGAGGUGGCGCGGCGCUGGGGCGAGCGCAAGAGCAAGCCCAACAUGAACUACGACAAGCUGAGCCGAGCGCUGCGCUACUACUAUGACAAGAACAUCAUGAGCAAGGUGCACGGCAAGCGCUACGCCUACCGCUUCGACUUCCAAGGCCUGGCGCAGGCCUGCCAGCCGCCGCCCGCUCACGCCCACGCCGCCGCCGCCGCUGCCGCCGCCGCCGCCGCCGCCGCCCAGGACGGCGCGCUCUACAAGCUGCCCGCCGGCCUCGCGCCGCUGCCCUUCCCGGGCCUCUCCAAACUCAACCUCAUGGCGGCCUCAGCCGGCGUCGCGCCCGCCGGCUUCUCCUACUGGCCAGGCCCGAACCCCGCUGCCACCGCCACCGCAGCGCUCUACCCCAGCCCAGGCUUGCAGCCCCCGCCCGGGCCCUUCGGCGCUGUGGCUGCAGCCUCGCACUUGGGGGGUCAUUACCACUAGACGGGGCGCCCAGUGCUGCGCGGCCUCUUCCCAGAGCCUUGCCGAAUCCCACCCUCGUCCCGGAGAAGGGCCUGAGUUUGCCCCACGUCCCUUAAACCCGGAUUUUACUCCACCGGCCGCAUGCAGCCCCCCCCGAGGGGGAGGGUCGGAGGUCUCCUCAAUCUUUUAGGGGGGUACCGGGGAUCGAACUCAGGACCUUGCGCUUGCCAGGCAGGCGCGGUGCCUCUGAGCUAAAUCCCCGGGCCUCCUCGGUCUUCCUUAAACUCUAGAUUUGCACCCACCUCACCCCUAGUACCCCAAGAAGGCGACUGGGCCUGUUUUUUCUGUCUCCUCUCUUUCUCUCCACCUGACCUCUCUCCUAGAAGCCCCCUCCAUUAUGACCUCUUGUUUCCCAAUUCCGAAUCUUUUUUCACUUUUUCUCGCCCCCACGGAGCUGCCCCAGAUGCCGGCACCUGGAAGCCUCUCACAUUCGUUCUUCCCGGGACUUUGAGUAGGUUUGGUAAAGGCCACAGCCCCCCAAGACACAGGCUUCCCGCGUUCCCCUCUCCACAUUCUGGCUGAAGGGUCCGGUGUAUUUCUAUUCCCUUUCGGGCCCCAUUAAAGCUC
This is a messenger RNA of Heterocephalus glaber (naked mole-rat), 1481 nucleotides long. RefSeq names its product FEV transcription factor, ETS family member (gene Fev). NCBI's taxonomy places the organism in Eukaryota, Metazoa, Chordata, Mammalia, Rodentia, Bathyergidae. The record is from RefSeq and is a predicted model, not a curated record. Gene Ontology annotation, cellular component: nucleus. Gene Ontology annotation, biological process: regulation of transcription by RNA polymerase II; cell differentiation. Gene Ontology annotation, molecular function: sequence-specific DNA binding; DNA-binding transcription factor activity, RNA polymerase II-specific.